AUGGGCGACCGUGCGUGGGUGAACGCGAAAGACAGCUGGUCGAAGCUCUUUGUACCACACGGUCCAGCUCCAAGGUCUGGACACGCGUCAGCAGUAGCGCCCCAAGGAGGCGGCCAAAUUUGGAUUCAUGGAGGCGAAUUCUCUUCUAAAAACGGUGAACAGUUCUAUCACUACAAAGACUUUUGGUGUCUGUCGGUCGACGGAAAAAAGUCGAAUUGGGAAGAAGUGAAAGUCAAAGGAGCUCCAAGCGCCCGGUCAGGUCAUCGCAUGGCCUACUUCCAGAAACAACUGAUAGUUUUUGGUGGUUUUCAUGAGUCUGUCAAGAACUACGUUUACUUUAGUGAUGUUCUCAGUUUUGAUCUUAUUUCGAAAACAUGGACAACUUUGAAACCAGCUGGACAAGCGCCCAGUGGUCGGUCUGGAGUUCAAAUGGGCGUCGUCAGUUCUGGAAUAUUCAUUUGCGGUGGAUUCUCAAAGUUAAAGGCUUCCAAAGACGCAGACAAGGGCCAAAUACAUAGCGAUGCGUUUAUGCUUGCUUUCGACAGUGGAAAAAAAGCGUGGAAAUGGGAGAAAGCAAAGCAAGGUGGAGAAAAGCCCGACCCUAGAUCUGGAACGGCGAUGACGACGGUUAGCGACCAUCGCGUCGUUAGCUUUGGUGGCGCUGACGAUGAAGACAACGAUGACGACCUUUCUUCCGAAUUCUCCGACCAAAUGCACUUUUUCGACUCAAAGACGAAUCGAUGGUUCGUUGCAAACGUUAAUUCCAAGGAUGACGAUUCUAAACGUCGACCAGGCCCGAGAAUGAAUGCACAACUGGCAAUCAAAGGCGGUCAACUAUUCUUAUACGGAGGAAUUUUGGAGCAAGGGGAGAGAAGUUACACACUAAACGAUCUUUGGUCCAUCGAUGUUAAAAAGCUUGACAAAUGGAAACAACUUGUCGUUUGCGAAGGCAUGGACUGGCAAGGCUCGGAUGAUGAAGCAGGAAGUGAGUCUGAAGCCGAGUCUGAAGAAGAAUCAUCUGAUGAAGAGCCGGCCCCGACACCGCGAAAAAAAUUGAAACCUUCUCAUCCUGAUCCAUUUCAUGCUGAAUUAGAACCAGAAUUUCAACAAAGAACGAAGGGGUAUUGGAUGGAACUUUUACUAGAAACUAUGGACGAGGAAGAAGCAGAAGAAGCCGGCGAUGAGGAACUUCAAAGUCAAGCGGAAGAGUUGGCUAGCAAAUGGUAUAAGAAGUCUGUAAAAGCUAGAAUAGGCGUUGCUGAAUAA
Messenger RNA from Oikopleura dioica, 1266 nucleotides. The record is from the annotation of a GenBank genome assembly. Lineage: Eukaryota; Metazoa; Chordata; Appendicularia; Copelata; Oikopleuridae.